ACCACCACCACCACCACGAUGCCUUUGUCCACUCGGAACGGGCCCAUACAAAAGCCGCCAGCACGCAAAACUCGCUCUACCCGCUCUACGAAAGCCGCGUCGGGCUGGGAAUUAGUCGCACGACAUGAGGACGCGCCCCAAACGACCACUCGCCAGCAGCGUGAUGAAUCGCCCUUGGAUCUUGGCCUGCGCGAUGCUUCACAACACCUGCGUGACAUGGCUGAGCGCGUUGGCAAGGAAGUCGAGACGUUUGCAGAGCGACUGGACGAGUUCUUGGACUCUCUGCCUCAGAGCAGCACAUAUGAUGCCGUACUCGGCCUUGUGGACGAAUACCAGAACAUUGCCAAGGACGCGGCCUAUAAAUUGGAUAUCGAGCAUCGCAAAGAAAGGGCUCAAUUGCUGCGGCAGGAAUGGAGUAAUGCCGCUCACGUCUCAACGGCCACUUCGACAGAUGUACUGGCGACCACGAAGAGCCUCAGGCUGGCUGCUAGUGUAAGCGAGAGCAAAAAGGAAAAGGUGGAACAGCAGCGAAAGUGGCAGCAGGAGGCCGAUAUCUGGGAUUUAUUCAGACUCAUGCUGGAGCUGCAUCAUCACCCGGAUCAGCGCGCACAGAAGAGACAGCGAGAUGAUAGGCUCAGGGAGCUCGGCGAUGUGCACCGGUAUACUUCAGAGGCGGCGCUGUGGGAUCGUUUCCUUUUGACGGAUGAUGUCGCAAAGGAGCGGCACCUGGUCAAGCAAUGGCUAGAGCAGUCUGCCAACCAUCAGGCCAGUGAGGUGGCCGGGAUCGUAGAGGAGCUGGAGUCUAAAGCUGGACGUGGGCGAGGACUAUGGAGCAAUGGGUGGAUGCAUACGAGAGAGAGGAUCAAGCAUGAGAAGCGACUGAGAGCAUGGCCUGAACCUGAUGCCAUGCCUUUGCCUCAUCUGAAGCGCAGUGACAAUCCCGAAGCUCUCGUGACAAGCUUGGAUCCAGAUGCCGCAACCAGGCAAGACCGAUCGUUAGAGAGGCCGGAUGCUUACUUCGAGCGCGCAACUUGGAUCACAUGCUGGGAAAUGCUUAGGCGAGGCCAUAGCUGGGAACAAGUCAGCGAAUGGUGCGAGCAGCGCAAUGAAAGCUGGAGAGCGAUCGUUAUCGGCAAGUCAUCAGACGGGAGCGAUGUGGCCUCGAACUCUGCGUGGAGAAAGAUGUGCUACCUUGCCUCGCAAUCUGGCUGCACCAGUGACUUUGAAGCUGCAGUGUAUGGUCUGCUGGGUGGCGCUGUCAAUGCCAUGCAGAAGGUCUGUCACACCUUGGACGAUCGCCUCUAUGCGAACUACAGCUCUUAUCUGGUACGGCAAUUCGAUCUUUACCUUGUCAACAACUUUCCCGAUCGUGCGCCGUUUGCUCGAAGUGGCGUCACAGAGGAGGAGUUGCAGGACCCGGAUCAAGCCAUCUAUGACCUCCUCGCCAGGUUGCGGAAAGAGCCCGAGACUGCAAAGGAGGCUGUCCAGCCUAUGAAGAUCAUACAAAGCUAUCUCAUUGCCAACGAUAUCGGCAGCCUAAUUCAUACCCUUGGGUUUGCGGUCGCGUAUGCAGACAGGCAGCUUCAUUCCAUGGAGCAGAUGAUCGUGCAUCUCGAGCCUUUUUGGGAUGAUAAACGAUCGAAUCAGCCCGAGAUGGAGGUUGCCUUGGAUCCCCAGACUCUUCGCAUAGUGGUCCAUAUGGGCAUUAUCUUGGAUACCUUGUCCCCGCAGAAACUCGACUGGGAGGCACAGUCAGCCAAGGAGAACACAAUCGUGGCAUACAUUCAGGCAUUGCGAGCGGCAGGCAAACGUGACCUCAUUCCAGUCUACGCAUCCCGUCUCUCGAAGGGUGCGUACGUGGCCACGAUGAGCCGCGUGUUGCAGGACAUCACGGACGAGAGGGAGCAGCAAGAAACGCUUGGUCUUCUGAAGCAGUAUGGCUUGGAUGUUGUUUUUAUUCUCAACGAACAGCUUGGCUACAUGCUUGAUCAGUACCUGGCGAAUGACCUCGGGAGGAUGGAGAAGCCAUUAAAGAUGUUAGAAACCUCACAGGAGGCGCAUCACCCGAGUCAGCGUAUUGCUAGUGACUUUGUGCCUGAGCACUCGAUCGAAGACGAUCGUGCCAUAGUCGCAAGCCUGAGGUGGUUCAAUAUCAUCGACGGGCAAUGGGAGAAGACUUUCGGUAACCUGUCGCUGGCUCUCAGGAAAGCUUUGAUUGCAGGUCGCUUGGGCUGCGCCUUGUACAUCGUAGACGAAUUUCCGUAUGAGACACUUGCGAGGCGGAAGUCCUAUCAAGUCAUUGGCAAAUCCAUCAAUCCCAUGGACCCAGACUCUGACCUCUCGGCAGGCGAAGGAUCCACGACGGAGCUUCUCGCCCGCCAGAGCCGGACGUACUACGAGUUGGAGCUAGUCAUGACCGCCAUUCAAGCUCUUGCGAGUUGGAGAGCUGAAGAGGAGGCAUACACGCUGAAGAAACCUAAGCUCUCUGGAGCUGGUCCGACCCUCAAGGCGUCCAAAGAGGCGGUUGAUGAAGCUAUGCUGCCUGUGGUCGAAGGCAACUUGUUAUUGAACCCUGUCGACGAGGAGGAAGCUGCGGAUCUGGAGUUGAUUCGAAAGUGGUACUUCCCCGAACUCAUCAUCGCAUACAAUGCCGUGCAUCACGCUGCUGGCUACAUGAUCUCUCGGGAACAUUUGGUCAAGAGUAUGGAUCUGAGCGUCACGAUCGCGAAUGAUGAUUACCACCUGUCCGAGACAUUUGUGGCUGCGGGGCGGAUGCGCGAGCUCGUGGAUAGUUUUGCACACACUAGCCGCAGCAUGCUGAUUUUGAAGGCCGAAGGCAAGAAGUGGCACAAUCGCAAGGAUCGAGAGGGGAAGGAUCUAGGCAUAUGGGAGGCUCAGGCCACUGCAGGCAGCGCGCAUGGCCGCGAUAUCUCUUUGUCAUAGGGUCUGGCACGGUGAGCAUUCGCGUUCGCGCAUGAUGUACGCCGAGCAGCUCCUCAGCUCGCAAUGGGACGAACAAUGGAUGCGACCGAGGACGAACACGUUGUCUUCGCUGGGGGGAAAGCGGGCGGGCAGUUGACAUUGCGGAAGCGCAGUGGGGGUGCAGAUGACAGCUCACAUCCAUUGCACGAGACAUGUAUGCCAAGCUUUUCGAUGUAUCCAUUGGCAGCCUCCUUUACAUGCUCCAUGGAGCGGACUACGCCGCGUUGCACUGUUUCCCUUUUCGCCUCUCUCGUGUCCAAAUGUGACCACAUUGCUCUCGCCGUGCACGUCUCGAGGUACCUAGUGUUCGAGACUAGUGCAUAUUCUGAGUCUUUUACUCCCACCAUGCCAUCUCGAGAUGCACAUGGAUGACCGUCUAGUAGACCUUUUUCUUCUCGUCGAAGCUUACCUGUCCCGGACCCAUGUUGACCAAAAGAAGCAGUCCACCCACGAUCGACAGGAUCUGGAAGAAAUCGUACUUGGCAAAAUCCUUGUGUGGGUGAUGUGGGUGUAGUGUCCAGAAGUUGUUCACCAAAAUGUUGAAAACACUCAAGAUCAUCACGAGCACAAUGGCGCUCCACUUCGCCUUGAAUCCCACGACCACCAUGACGCAGGCUACGAGACCGAUGACAAUGACUACCACACGACCGAGGCUCCAUUCGCCAGCGAACACAAAUCCAAUGAACAGGAAAAUGAGAAGUACUCUGCCAGCCAGUUGAAAGUACAUUUUUCGGUCCUUCUCAUCCAGUGUGGGCAGCCCUGCUGGGGCAAACUUCUUCCUAACCCAGCUGUCGGACAGCACCAUUAUGAGGCCGCCCAUGACCGACAGGUUGCGCAGGAAGAAGUUGAUGUCGAAGAUCAGCCCAUACCCGAGGGCCUGUGUGACUACAACGCCAAUGAGACCACCAACGGCAUAUUCGGAGUAUUUGCGAGCGAUGAUGAGGACGGAGGAGACGGUCAUGGCGAGAACAUUGAUCAGGAGGAACAGGUGGUUGAUGCCCCACGGCAUGUAGCGAUAGGUGUGCAGGUACUCCAACUGAUCGCUCCACUGGGUAAUAAUCCUCAAUGCAUCCUCCAAAAAGGUCACCACGAUCAGAAAGCGGCCGAUGGCUGGCAGAUAUGGCUUGAGCGGGUCUGAAUACGUGUCGAGCAGAUCCUCCAGUUUACUCGUCUGCUCCCGGAUGGCGUCCAGCGGCGAUGGAUCAUUGGUGGCUGAGGACGACGAAGGCCCGCUGCCAAAGCUAUUGUUCAUCAUGCCUCCGCCGUGGUUGGGGUUGGCGUUGUUGCCGCUGCCGAGGUGGUAGCCAGCGGUGCCGCGAAUCUGCGCCAUUGUCGACGCGUGACCCACUCGAUAUGUCUGAUUUCUGUUGUAAGGUUGGCAACGUAGUCGUCGGGUAGGGUAUGGUAUGGUAUAUGGUAUGGCCUCUGCUGGCUUCUUCAAUGCACGCCCGUCGGGGGAUUGCGGUUACCGCCGACCGACGAAAGGACGGGAAGUGGGAGUGCUGCUGCUGCUGCUGCUCUCACCACAACGACUCCUGGGGCAGGCUGGGUGGUGCGGUGUUGUGCCUGACGCUCGCUCUUCGCUGUCCGGAGGGUGGUGGUGGUGGUGGUGGCAGUCGAUAGGGACGG
Molecule: messenger RNA, 4611 nt
Organism: Sphaerulina musiva SO2202
Lineage: Eukaryota; Fungi; Ascomycota; Dothideomycetes; Mycosphaerellales; Mycosphaerellaceae
Exons: 4
Coding region: 19-2943 (974 amino acids)
Biological process (GO): post-transcriptional tethering of RNA polymerase II gene DNA at nuclear periphery; mRNA export from nucleus; protein import into nucleus
Cellular component (GO): nuclear pore; nuclear pore outer ring
Molecular function (GO): structural constituent of nuclear pore
Source: RefSeq, a predicted model, not a curated record